Messenger RNA from Triplophysa dalaica, 2105 nucleotides. It is a transcript of the gene prodh2, whose product is annotated as proline dehydrogenase 2. NCBI's taxonomy places the organism in Eukaryota, Metazoa, Chordata, Actinopteri, Cypriniformes, Nemacheilidae. The transcript has 11 exons. Bases 382 to 1797 code for a protein of 471 amino acids. Gene Ontology annotation, cellular component: mitochondrion. The record is from RefSeq and is a predicted model, not a curated record. Gene Ontology annotation, molecular function: proline dehydrogenase activity; FAD binding.
GUAGACCUCCCCUCUCUCUACCCCAUUUACGUUCUCUCCUCUGCCUGUUUAUUUGCAUUAAAACUUGGACACAGCCAUAUUAUUGAAAGAUACUUUUAUGAAAGAGAAUAUUAAGGUCAUUAAUGUGGCUGUGUGGAAACACUUUUUGGUAGCCUACUUGUACGUGUAAGUGACUGUAUGAAUUUUCCAUGUAAAAACAACACAUAAACAGUUGACCUGUUUGCUGAGCAAGCACAGGAAUUACCCAAGCUGAGAUAAAGAGCUAAAAUUGAUCACUCCUGUGACUGUUUGGAUUAGAAAAUCUGGGAUCUCAGCUCCCUAUUUUAGUUGAUUGAAGGCCUCGCUUACUAAGCAUCUUGAACAAGUGUAAGAACAUUGAUUAUGUAUACUCUUCUUCGGCCACAUGUAUUACAUCGUUUCAUGUCACUGCGGCACAUGAGCAUGGCUGAGCCCCAAUCUCUGCUAGCAAAGCGUGGUGUUCGUGACCCUUCUGCGCCCGGCUUUCUUACAUUUGAGGACUCACGAGCGUUUAAAGUGAAGAGUUUCUGGGAGAUCAUCCGAGCGCUUGGAGUCUUUAGGCUUUGCUCGUUCCCUGUACUUGUUAACAACUGUGGUAAGUUAAUGACCUUUACAAAGAUGGUUUUGGGUGAGCGGGCUUUCUCAAUGAUCCUGCGUCCAUCUGUAUACGCACAGUUUGUUGCUGGUGAAACCGAAAUAGAGAUAGCAGAGUCCAUGCAAAAGAUGAGCUCUCUGGGGCUCCGCCCCAUGCUGGCCGUUCCUAUUGAAGAGGACCUUGGAGAAAGCACUGGGGAACGUCGAUAUGAAGACAACCUGGUGGCCAUGUUGGAAUGCAUACACAUGUCUCACAAUAAAGGCUGGAGUGAAAAUCCAAUGAUGCAAUUGAAGAUUACUGCACUCCUCAGCCCUGAGCUGUGUGUUAAGCUGACCUCUCUGUUAAGGUCUGACCGAUACGAUCUAAACUUGCUUGUCAAAGCCAUGGAAGGAGAGGAAAUCACAUUUUCUGGCCUAUCAGAGAGUGAAAACACACACUUCCUAUGUGGCCUUCGGAGACUUAACAAAAUUGGAGAGGCCAGCGCUAAUAAAGUCCGUGUUCUGGUGGAUGCUGAGUACACUUAUAUAAACCCUGCACUUUCACUCAUUACCAUGGCAAUGAUGAAAAAGUUUAAUCAACAAAGUGCCUGGAUCUGGAACACAUACCAGUGCUAUCUAAAGGAAUCAAGGAAUCUGUUGUAUGAUGCCGUUGAGACAUCCGUUGAUCAGGUGUUCUGUCUUGGCAUUAAACUUGUCAGAGGGGCUUACAUGGACAAAGAAAGAAUUUUAGCUGAGAAAGAGAAGCGUGCAGAUCCAAUACAUGAAUCAUGGGAAAAUACAAAUGAAAGUUAUAAUGGAUGUCUGGACAUUAUGCUCAACCUCAUUCGCGAGAAGCCUGAAAACUAUAAGAUAAUUGUUGCCACUCACAAUGAAGAAUCAGUCAGGCGGGCAGUGACACGAAUGAUGGAGUUAGGAAUUGACAAAGACAGUAGCUCUGUCUGUUUUGGUCAGCUGCUUGGAAUGUGUGACCAUGUGUCUCUCACUCUUGCUCAACAUGGUUUCUCAGUUUACAAAUCAGUGCCAUACGGAACAGUGGACAACACGCUGCCAUAUCUGGUCCGAAGAGCUCAGGAGAACCGUACUGUCCUCCAGGGCAUCCGUAAGGAAAGAGACCUACUGAGACAAGAGCUCCAUCGCAGAAUCAGGGAAAAGAUCACGGGGGCCAAAACAGAUGCUCAAAAGUAAAAAAGAGCGCAAACACAUAGGAUUGAAAUUGAAAAGGCAGUGUAAAGAAAUACCUUUAUAUAUUUUCACUCUUGUGAGCUCAAAUUCCUGUAAAUUAAAAAGUACUUUGACAGUUUAAAUACAUAUUAGCAAAUAUCACAUUAGAGAACUAUUUUAUAUUGACUCAAAACACAUUGGAUGGUUUUGGACAAGAUUUUUAACUCUGAUGUAACAAUUUAUUCCUAAAAUGCUGAAGCAGAUCAAUUUAAACCCUGUACAAGAGUUUGUAAUAAGCCAUGUUGCAGUUUAAUAAAUACCAUUUCUAGGUC